Molecule: messenger RNA, 2863 nt
Organism: Bombyx mandarina (wild silkworm)
Lineage: Eukaryota; Metazoa; Arthropoda; Insecta; Lepidoptera; Bombycidae
Product: membralin
Biological process (GO): response to endoplasmic reticulum stress; positive regulation of ERAD pathway
Cellular component (GO): endoplasmic reticulum
Source: RefSeq, a predicted model, not a curated record
UUGUUUGACAGUUUCGCGAUUUAUUUAUCUCACAACAAAUAUAAAAGAAAGUGAUCAUUUUGUGAAUUUUGAUCCACUACUUUUUAAGUAUUCCAAUAACAAAUAUACGGAAGCAUUUAUUACUAGCGGAUUAUUAACGAGUAAGGAUAAAUGAUUUUGAUAUAUUCAGACAUAUGUUGCUUCGUAAAACAAUUUUGCUGCAAGGUGUAAUAGUGAGAGUAAUGUAAAAACCAAAAUAACAUAGAUUGGAGUAUCACAAAAUAAUCCAAACUAAGACAGGAACAAUGAGUACUGGAGGACCACAAGUUGCAAACAACUUGCCGCCUGGAGUAAAUCCAGAAAACAAUUUUUUACCAGGCGGGCCAGUUAUCAAUGCAGGAAUGAAUCGAAAUCGUAACAAUAAUCAAAAUCCACUGUUCAAUGUCAGAGAAAGAUUAUUUCAUGCAUUAUUCUUCAAGUUUGCCGUUGCCUAUGCACGGACAUUUCCAAGGCCAGUACGAAGAUUCUUUGAAUUUCUUGUACUCCUAAAAGCAAUAUUAGCCUUUUUUGUGCUAGCUUACAUACAUAUAGCAUUUUCAAGGACACCUACGACAUGUUUGAACCAUGUGAAAGAUUCUUGGCCCAGAGAUGGUAUACUGAGAGUUGAAAUACUAAGAAAUCCUUCAGAAGAUUAUUCUAUUGAACAAAGCUAUGCAAAAGAACGUAAAUUAAAGAAAGAUAAAGAAGAGCUUAAUUCUAUGCUGGGGAUGUUAGCUACUGAAGGUUUUGUCAAUAUUGAAUCAUCAACUAGCGAUGACAUAGAAGAUGAUGAUUACAUACGAGAUGGAACAGAUUAUGGGAACAUUACUAGAAUACAUGAGGACGAGGAUACUUCCCAAGGAAUUGUAGAAACUUCAUAUGUUGACAAAACAGAGGAUGUGAAUGAAGAACUUGAUCUUAAUACAACUAUAGUUUCUGGAGAAGAUGUUGAGCCUUCUUCCUCCAUAUGGGAAGGGAUUCUGGGUCUAGUGGAAGAUAUAGACAAGGAUUCUAAACUAAUUGAUGAAUCUCUAGAUGAGUCAGCCGCCAAUGAGUCUUCAAAAGAUGACGACUACAUACUCGAGUACUCCCUCGAGUACGGCUUCCUCCGGCUGUCGCCGAGCGCCCGACUCCGCCUCAAGAUACCCGUGAAGAUCGUAACGUUGGACCCCCAGCGCGAUCAGUGCUUCGGAGAUUCCUUCUCCCGCUUCGUCCUCGACGAGUUCCUCGGCUAUGACGAUCUGCUGAUGGCCUCGAUAAAGACCCUCGCUGAACAAGAAGAUAACAAGGGGUAUUUGAGGAACGUGAUCACCGGCGAGCAUUACCGUUUUGUUUCGAUGUUGACGGCCCGCAGCUCAUACGUAGCGGCUUUCUUUAUUAUGCUCGUAUUCACCGUCUCCAUAUCGAUGUUGCUGCGUUACGCCCAUCAUCAAAUCUUCGUGUUUAUUGUCGAUCUCCUGCAGAUGUUGGAAUUCAACGUGACGGUGUCGUUUCCGGCCGCGCCGCUUCUGACCGUCAUUCUGGCUUUAGUUGGAAUGGAAGCCAUAAUGUCAGAGUUUUUCAACGAUACCACAACAGCAUUUUACAUCAUCUUGAUCGUUUGGAUUGCUGAUCAGUACGACGCGAUCUGCUGUCACACCGCCAUAGCGAAACGGCAUUGGCUAAGGUUUUUCUAUCUAUAUCACUUCUCAUUCUACGCAUACCACUACCGGUUCAACGGGCAAUACAGCAGUCUGGCUCUUGUUACGUCGUGGCUUUUUAUACAGCAUUCUAUGUUGUAUUUCUUCCACCACUACGAGUUGCCUGUAAUACUACAGCAAGCACAACUGCAGCAGUUACUCUGGCGCACGCAUGCUCGUGGUAUGGCUGGAAUGAUGGGCUUAGCUGGGAUUGCUGCGAUGGCCAGUGGUGCCGCUUACCACGAUGCUCCCAGUACAGCAAUACAAGCAACGCCUCCUACCACACAGUCGACUACACAAACUGUACAAAACACAGCUCAGUCUACGACACAGACAACACCGUCUGUUUCCACAGUACAGACAAACACCACUCAAACUGGGGAUAUGUCAAAUAAUUCAACAGAAAAUGGUGCUUCAGAAAUAGGCAACACAAACAGAGCUUUAGAUAACAGUAAUACAGAUACAACAUCCGUUGGGGUUAUAUAUAAUACUCCAAACGGAGACAGAACCCUCAAGAUAGAAGAAAUUGCCAGAAAAAACGGCGAUACAGACAAAGCAAUUAGUAAUUCUAAUCCUGGGAAUUCCAUACCAAGCGGAACUACAAAUAGAGAAAACGUAGCGAAUAAUGUUGAAACUACGAUUCUUGAUCUAAGACGAAAAGAUAAUACGAAUAACACUGAACCGCCUCCGCUUAUGACGGACCCACAGGUAUUCCGGGAGAGAGUAGCUCCAUUUCGUGAGGCUGACGAUUUAGAUUAGUAUUAAUUUAUUUUAACAUGCAUUAAACACAUUGUCAAGUCCAUAUUACCGCUUUUGUAAGUAAUUAUUACGUCGCUGAUUAAAUACUUAAUAAAUUUUAGAUGUAAUAUAUAACAUUUAAGAACCUCAAUUUCUCUGUCCUAUAAUUUAAAAAUAUUAUUUUAGUGAAAACAGAAACAAACUCCCAACAAUGUUGUUCUUUAUGUUUUAGUUGGAAACUGUGCAAGGUGAUUGUAGAUUUUAAGAUAAUAUUCAGCCAGACUUAUAAUAAUGUAAAUAGCAAUCUUUUUAAAUUGGUGUUACUUUCUUGUGUUACGGAAUUCAGAUUUUUAUUUUGCUUAGCGAUUGAUGUCGCAUGCUGGAUAUUAUAAGUGAUAGUUUAUAGAAAUAAACUAUUGUGAGUAAAA